UCAGCCGGAAGUGGAGCAUAGUAAGCGUUCUGCUUGUUUAGCUAGUGUGCUGUUAGCCUUCGUUGCCGAAAUGCCAGACUUAGCGGUGGAGAAUGUGGUGGUUCACCCGCUUGUGUUACUCAGCGUGGUAGAUCACUUUAACAGGAUAGGAAAAGUUGGAAAUCAGAAGCGAGUGGUAGGUGUCCUCCUGGGAUCAUGGCACAAAAAAGUUCUUGAUGUCUCCAAUAGUUUUGCUGUGCCAUUUGAUGAAGAUGACAAGGAUGACUCUGUGUGGUUCCUGGAUCAUGAUUACCUGGAGAACAUGUAUGGCAUGUUUAAAAAAGUCAACGCCCGAGAAAGGAUAGUUGGGUGGUAUCACACAGGACCCAAGCUCCAUAAAAAUGACAUUGCCAUUAAUGAGCUCAUCAAGCGGUACUGCACCAACUCGGUUUUAGUCAUCAUAGAUGUGAAGCCUAAAGAUCUUGGACUGCCCACAGAAGCAUACAUUUCAGUGGAGGAAAUACAUGAUGAUGGCACCCCCACCUCUAAGACAUUUGAGCAUGUCACCAGUGAAAUUGGAGCUGAAGAAGCAGAAGAAGUGGGAGUGGAGCAUUUAUUGAGGGACAUCAAAGACACCACAGUGGGCACUCUGUCUCAACGCAUUACAAACCAGGUUCACGGUUUGAAGGGGCUCAACUCAAAGUUGCUGGACAUCCGCUCUUACCUUGAACGAGUGGCUGCUGGCAAACUUCCAAUCAACCAUCAGAUCAUCUACCAGCUGCAGGACGUCUUCAAUCUGCUGCCAGAUGUAAACCUACUGGAAUUCACUAAAGCCUUUUACCUGAAGACCAAUGACCAGAUGCUGGUAGUCUACCUGGCCUCACUCAUUCGCUCCGUGGUGGCACUUCACAACCUGAUCAACAACAAGAUUUCCAACAGAGACGCAGAAAAGAAGGAAGGGCAGGAAAAGGAAGAAGGGAAGAAAGAGAAGAAAGAUGACAAAGAGAAAAAAGAGGAAAAAGAUAAAGACAAGGAGAAAGACAAAGCAGAUGGUGCCAAAAAAGAUGAGAAGAAGAAAAAAUGAGCGCUCGUCCCCUGUGGUCUUCUCUCAGAUCACACCAUCGUCAGCAGGAUGGCGUUCUACUUUUUCCCCUCUGUAUGUGGGUCUGAGACUAAAAGUAGGACUCUAAAUGGGGAAUUGUGUCAUUUGAGAUUUGGCCUCCUGAUAACAACUUGACACUCAAAGACUGCUAUUAUCGUGUAAGGAUUACGUUUGCUCUCCAGUGUUCUGAGCUGUGAGAACAUGUGUAUGCUGUUUUCAUAGUUACCAAGCUCCUGGUGUUUUCCAACCUGAGUUUGGCUGUUUGUAAAAUGGAGUAAUGAUGAUAUUGUUUCUGUAUCACUCAUUAAAACGGGAACCCAGUAAAAGGUU
This is a messenger RNA of Cyprinodon variegatus (sheepshead minnow), 1411 nucleotides long. It is a transcript of the gene psmd7, whose product is annotated as proteasome 26S subunit, non-ATPase 7. Gene Ontology annotation, cellular component: proteasome regulatory particle; proteasome complex. Gene Ontology annotation, biological process: proteasome-mediated ubiquitin-dependent protein catabolic process. Gene Ontology annotation, molecular function: metallopeptidase activity; protein binding. The transcript is spliced from 8 exons. Lineage: Eukaryota; Metazoa; Chordata; Actinopteri; Cyprinodontiformes; Cyprinodontidae. The coding region runs from base 71 to 1063 and encodes 330 amino acids. The record is from RefSeq and is a predicted model, not a curated record.